AUGCCGCCCUUCCGCCCGACGCACGACCAACCCGUCACGCUCGCCCAGCUGCGCCUCCUCGAGCCAGAGCUCCUCGUCGGCGAGAUCGGCCGCCUCGAGAACAGCAUAGCGCACCUCGAGCGGAGCAACGACGAGCUGGCGGCGUUCGUGCGCGGGGACGACGGCGACGAGCUCGACGACGACACGCGGCGCGAGUUCGAGGACUCGGUCAAGGAGAACGAGGAGACUAUUGCUCGGCAGCACGAGCGCAUCGCCAUGAUCCGCGUCGCCCUCGAGGAGCAAGUCGGCGUCGACGCGAGCAACCCGCACUACGCCGUCGCGCAGGCGAGCGCGGCGAGCAGGGCGCCACCACCGGCUGCGGCGCUCGAGGGAGGGGAGCAUGGCGAGGUCAUGGGCGUCGCGGCUGCGUCUUCGACGACGGCGGCGGGAGCAGCACCAUCGCGGACAGGAGGCGUCAACGGUGUGUCGGGCCGCGCAGGAGGAGGAGAGGACGACGACGAUGGAAUGUACCUCUGA
This is a messenger RNA of Rhodotorula graminis WP1, 516 nucleotides long. RefSeq lists its product as uncharacterized. Gene Ontology annotation, biological process: proteasome regulatory particle assembly. The coding region runs from base 1 to 516 and encodes 171 amino acids. Gene Ontology annotation, molecular function: protein-macromolecule adaptor activity. The transcript is spliced from 3 exons. NCBI's taxonomy places the organism in Eukaryota, Fungi, Basidiomycota, Microbotryomycetes, Sporidiobolales, Sporidiobolaceae. The record is from RefSeq and is a predicted model, not a curated record.